This is a messenger RNA of Cyphomyrmex costatus, 2234 nucleotides long. It is a transcript of the gene Fbw5, whose product is annotated as F-box and WD repeat domain containing 5. Gene Ontology annotation, biological process: protein ubiquitination. The transcript has 9 exons. Gene Ontology annotation, molecular function: protein binding. Gene Ontology annotation, cellular component: SCF ubiquitin ligase complex; Cul4-RING E3 ubiquitin ligase complex. NCBI's taxonomy places the organism in Eukaryota, Metazoa, Arthropoda, Insecta, Hymenoptera, Formicidae. The record is from RefSeq and is a predicted model, not a curated record. Bases 204 to 2234 code for a protein of 676 amino acids.
GUUGCGCGACGCGCGAAUGACGCGAUGCAUUCGUUCGUGAACAGCCGCAGGACGCGGAGAGUGGCGGACUACGCGGGCUUGUACGUGAAUUCUCGUGAAUUCUAACCAAUCUAACCUCGGUGUCAAACUCGCAAAUUAUCCUUUGACGUGACAACAGUGUAGCGCAGCUGUGACAGAUCAGCUGUUCCAGUAAAUAAACCGCGAUGGACGACGACGUCGAGGAUACCGCAAGGGACAACCGGCCGUCCGACGAGGACGUCAGCGAGUCGGAUGACGGCAGCGAGUAUUCGUUGCGUAGCGAGGGUGAAUUCAACUGGUACAUAAUGUCGGACUCGAUUCUCCUGAGCAUCUUCCAGUAUCUGACGCCGAAGGAAUUGCUGACAGCGGGCGAAGUGUGCCGAUCGUGGUUCAGAGUGUCGCGCGACGAGUUCCUGUGGAAAUAUUUAUUUUAUCGAACGUACAAGGUAGACCCGGACGUCGGCAUCGUGCCAGAAAAAACCUCCUGGUUAGGAGAAUUCAAACGCUUGGCAUAUCACACUCCAUUGAUAGAAACUGAAGUUCUUAAAGAACAUUCACAUCAGGUCUUACACGUGAGCUUCUCCCAUAAUGGCAAAAUGUUUGCAACCUGUUCAAAAGAUGGAUAUAUUCUUGUAUGGCAGAGUCAAUAUCCUGUUACCAUAAAAUAUUUGCAUGAUAUGAAGACGUUUAGUUGGAAAUAUACACAAUUUUCCCAGUUUAAUUGUACAGAUACGUUGCUUCUUGUGUCUGGUGUCCAUUUUGGUACACCUCAUAGUACUUCGGGUGAAAUAGCAGUAUUCAGAGUAUCACCUGGUUUUGAUCUCCAAUGUAGAGUAGUGAAUAAGCCAUAUGACAUAUUUGGUACAUGGUACAGUGAACGUUACCUUUUAAGUGGGAAUCUACAUUGGUUGGCACAUUUGGUUAGUACUAGUGUAGUUUGGCUUAAUAAGGCAAAUCAGGAAUCAGCUAGCGAACACGUACCUAUUAUGACGCAACUCUUUAGAUUCUAUAAUGGAAAUGCUUCCUCGAUUAGGGCAAUUAUGGUUGCAAAUUGUUUAGCACCUGUUCCGGUCGAAUCCACAGAACAACAAAGCCAACCAUCUUCCUCGAAUACAAAAGAAGAAAGAGGAAAUCCACCAAGUCAUAAGGAUUUGUUGUCUCCUUCAGGCGAAUCUAAUAGCUCACAAAGUCAGGAAGAACCAAUAUACUAUAUUUCAUCAUCAAGAAUACAAUAUAGUAAAUUAGAAGGUGCGUUUUCGAAUUGGAGGAAACUUGGUGAUGGUUUUGAAUAUGCUAGUCCUAUACAAUACAAUCAGGAAUAUAGGCAGGUUGAGAUGCAGAAGAAGGCACACGAAAGCGAUAGCGAAAGUGAGAAUCCACAAUGGGAGGAAGAGAGCGAGUCUGGAGAAUCUUCAAUAACCGAAGAAUGUGAUACAGACGAAUUAGCCAAUAAUCCCGAAAAACUUCUUAUUUUUACAACUGGCUCGAAAACAUAUACUCCGCACAAAGUUGGUUUUAAGAGGAUCAAAUUAGUUACUUUCCCACGAAGAUUGGAUCCAGGACCAUCGCUGCGCGAGAGAAUAGCUCAACAAAAAAGGGAACGAGAGAGACAGAAUACUCCAUCAGUAGAAGAUUGGUUAAAUUAUGAAUCUGUGGCGGAUAAAUUCGAUAAAAUAGAUCAUUUAAUUGAUCUUCAUGGUCACAUUAUUGGAAUGGGACUUUCUCCCGAUCAUAGAUAUCUUUACGUAAAUUCAAGGCCAUGGCCGAAAGGUUAUGUUAUUACCAAUCCUUUACAACCACCACCGAUAGCUCAAGAAAUUGAUAUCCAUGUAAUCGACUUGGUAACACUGAAGCAAGUUGGCACGAUGUUAAGGGCACACAAAGCAUAUACGCCCAAUAACGAAUGUUUUUUUAUAUUUCUGGAUGUAUGUAAUGAAUAUGUAGCAAGUGGUGCGGAAGAUAAACAUGGUUACUUAUGGGAUAGACAUUAUGGAGUCUGCUUAGCAAAAUUUCCCCAUAGUGAUGUAGUCAAUUCAGUGGCUUUUAAUCCACGUGAUCCUGAGAUGUUAGUUACAACCAGUGAUGAUUAUACAGUUAAAAUAUGGCGAAGUCGGGCUAUGGUGAAAGCUUUAGAUUUAGAUGAAAAGUCUUAUCGUAGGGGGAUGGAAGUACGAAAGAGACAUAAAUAUCAGAAAUGCGGCACUAAUGUUGACUGA